AUGUAAAAUAAUAACAGCUUUGAGUAUUAAUCUAUUCAAGAUAAAAGAGAAAUUAUGCUCUAGUAAAUUAUUUUAGAAUAAAAAUAAAAAAUCAGAGAGUUAGAAUUGAAAACUUAAAAAUAAUAGACACCUCCAAUGUAUAAAUAAUAAUUAUUGGAAUGUACCAAUUAAUUAGAAGAAAGUAAAAACAUUAUCAAAUAAUUAUUGUAAUAAAAAGAAUAGCUCAAUCAAAAGAUAUAAUCAAUUGAAUCAGAAAUGGAAUUAAAAUAGACCUAAGCUAUUUAAGAUAAAUUAAAUUAAUAUAAUUAGAAUAUUACACAAUUAUAGAAUGAAAAUUAAUUAUUGUAAGAAGAAUUAAAAUAAUUCUAACCAUUAUCAAAAGCAUUAAAUAAUUAUACAUAAGAAGAGAAGUAUAUUUAAUAAAUCAACAUUCUUUAUGAUUUUAUAACAAAGUGUCAAAAAUAAUUUAUGUCAGAUAUAGUUUAUUAUAAAAGAGAAUUAGAAAUUAAAAUUAACUAAAAAGAUCAAUAAAACUUAAAACAUAUUUAAGAAAAAUAAGAACUCAUUACAUAAUUAAAUCAAAGAAUUAAAUUGGAUCAACAAAUUUAAAAUGACGUUAUACUUUAAUUGUAAACAACUCUUUAAGAAAUUUCUAAAUGUUAAACAGAGAUUAAAUAAUUUAAGAUUUUCAAUGGAAAUUAUCAAAAAAUUGAAUAAUUAUUGAUAUAAUAAAUUGAAAAUCUUAAACCUAUUCAAAACAUUUCAUAAAUUUAAUAAGUAAAAUCUGUACAAUCAUCAUAAAUUAGUAAAAUUGAAAAUAAUAUACAAGAUGAUCAAACUGCUUAUCUGAAAGCAGAGAAUGAUUAAUUAAUAUAGACUACAGAAGAUAUUAAAUAAUUAUCUUUACUUAGGGAAAAAACAUUAAAAUAAGAGAUUCAAAGAAAUAAAGAUAAAUGUGAAUAUCUGACUUAAUAAAUUGAAAUAAGAGAAAAACAUUACAUUUAAGAUUUACAUAAAAUUAAAUUAUACAUUGAACAAAUAGAGAAGAAUUAUUAGUCAAGAGAAAACUUUUAUAAAUUCAAUAGCGAAGAACUCUAAUCUUUGCUUGACAAUUUUAGAACUAUAACUUAAUAGAUUUCCUAAGAAUUAAAAAAUAGAAAAGGUAAUGAACAUGUUAAAGAAUGUAAGGAUUUACUUACAAAGUUAGUUUAAACUAAAUCCAAAUAACCAAAGUAAAUUAAGAGUUUAGAAAAACUGGAAAUUAUUUGUAAAGAUUUAUUGAAAAAUUAAUAAUUAAUAAAAUAGAAUGAAGAUCUUAAAGAAUUGAUUAUUGAUGUUAGCAAAUAAAUUUUGAAUUCUUAGGAAUAUAAGUAGCAGACUAUUAUUUUAUUUGAAGCACUCGAUUAACUUGAAGGCAUCAUUACUACUCCUAAUAAAAGAAUUGAUGAUUUGUUAGAUUUAUUCCAUAAAGAAUUACAAUAAUUAACUAAAUUAAGAGAAUAAACAUAUCAAAAUAAUACAAUUUAUACACAGAUCUUAGAAAUCAUAAAAGAAAAAUAAGAAUGUCCAACAAUUUAAGCAAAUAAUUCAAAAGAAGUUGAACAUAUAUCUUAGUUGAGAUAACUAGAAUAAGAAUAAUAUAAAAAAGAAAUUGAUAUAGCUAUUAAUAGAAGUCAAAAGCUUUUGGAGGCUCAAGAAAUUAAAAUUAAGAAUCUUGAAUAUUAAUUAAGAAAACAAGAAUAAUAAAUUAAUUUAUAAUAUCAAUCAACAUCAACUUAGUAGAAUGAAAUGGAUUUGAUAAUUAAAUAAUAAAAUAAGUAAAUUUCUAAACUAUAAAAACAACUAAAUGAAGUCUAAUAAUAAAGAGUUCAGGAUAAAAAGGAUUUAAUCAAAUUAAUAUAAGAUAGUGAAGCUAAACAAAUAGAAACCUAAAAUAAAAGAUUAAAAUCAAUAGAUAAUAAAUAUAAUAUUAUUAUUGAAGUUGUUAAUAAAAAAUUAAACAAACUCAUUAAAUCAGAUAAAGUCUUAAAUAAUGAAUAGUAGUCAAAAGUAAUACACUAAGAAACUGAUUCUUAGAUUAAAUAGUUAAUCAACAAGGAUCAGGAGAGAGAUUUACAAUAUUAAACAUAAUUAGAAUAAUUAAGACAAAUAAUUGAUGAAUUAAAAAAUAAUAUUUAAAAUCUUCACUAUGAAAAAGGUGAAUUAAUUUAGCAAUUAGAUGAGCUUAAUAAAGUUGUCUAAACUUAAAAAAAAGUUUAUUAUUCUUUUCGUUAACAAUAAUAAUGA
Molecule: messenger RNA, 2286 nt
Organism: Paramecium sonneborni
Lineage: Eukaryota; Ciliophora; Oligohymenophorea; Peniculida; Parameciidae
Source: the annotation of a GenBank genome assembly